Emys orbicularis (European pond turtle) is the source of this 994-nucleotide messenger RNA. RefSeq names its product centrosomal protein 20 (gene CEP20). NCBI's taxonomy places the organism in Eukaryota, Metazoa, Chordata, Testudines, Emydidae. Gene Ontology annotation, biological process: microtubule anchoring; cilium assembly. The transcript has 5 exons. Bases 65 to 589 code for a protein of 174 amino acids. Gene Ontology annotation, molecular function: protein binding. Gene Ontology annotation, cellular component: centrosome; ciliary basal body; motile cilium. The record is from RefSeq and is a predicted model, not a curated record.
UCAUCCGGGGCCUUUCACUCUCCUCCCAGUCCCCGCCCCUCGGCGGAGUAGUGGCCGUUGGAAGAUGGCGACCAUCGCCGAGUUGAAAGCAGUACUAAAGGACACGUUGGAAAAGAGAGGUGCACUGGGACAAAUAAAAGCAAGGAUCAGAGCUGAAGUUUUUAAUGCGUUGGAUGACCAAAGUGAACCACGGCCACCACUGUCUCAUGAAAAUUUUCUAAUCAAUGAACUAAUUCGUGAAUACUUGGAAUUCAAUAAAUAUAAAUACACUGCAUCUGUUCUAACAGCAGAAUCUGGCCAACCUGAAGUACCAUUGGAUAGACAGUUUCUUGUCCAUGAGCUGAAUAUAGUGGAAGAUCCAAAUAGAAAAUCAGUCCCUCUCUUGUAUGGAAUUAUAGCUCAUUUUUUACAUGGUAGUAAACGUGACAUCCAUGAUACAUUUUCAAAAGGAUCUUCACUGCAGUUUCCAAGACGGAAUCUCAGCAAACUACCUAAUGAAAGAAAUCAAAUGGAUUCAAUUCCAGAACCAGGGAGGAUGGCCGGCACUAGCAUUGAAGAUCCACUUGUUUUACAGGGUGUAAACAGAUGACAAUUCCGUUUUGUUGUCCAUUUUUCAUUUAAACAAUCAAGACUGGAUCCUGCAAACCCUUAUUCACAUGAAUAGUUCUUGCUUACAUAAGUUGUCCCUUUGACUUCGGUGGGACUGCUUGAAUGAGUAAAGGCUACUCAUAAAUCAGACUUUGUAGGAUUAGGCCCACAAUAAUUUAUUGCUGGAAAAGCAGAGUUGCUCAGGGCCUGUUCCUGCUAUGCAAGAAGGGGCCCAACAUGUUUUAAUUUACAAAAUAAGACUUUUCAGGAGUAUUUAUUCUAUUCCAGCACUCACUAUUUAACUCUGUCUUUAGUCUCAUUACUUUACACUACUUUUUCUGCACUUGUGAAAUCACUAUUACUGUACAUGUGAAUAAAAGCUAACUUCGUUUUCUGUUUUACUUGA